This is a messenger RNA of Neurospora tetraspora, 975 nucleotides long. RefSeq lists its product as uncharacterized. The annotation marks the transcript as partial. The transcript is spliced from 3 exons. The record is from RefSeq and is a predicted model, not a curated record. NCBI's taxonomy places the organism in Eukaryota, Fungi, Ascomycota, Sordariomycetes, Sordariales, Sordariaceae.
AUAUCCCAAAAUACCACACCGGCAGCAGAGACUCCAGCAGUGUCGCCAGCGAUGAUUCCACAGCGGCCACACCCGCGCCGCACCGCGCCCUCGGGUGUCCCUUUUCCUCGACGAACAUUGCGUUGCCAGGAUGCCCAGAUCCGGUUGCCGGAAGAUUCCAUUCACGAAGCCGGUCGAUCGCCAGUAGCUCUCCACGUCGAAUUCCACGAAGACGAAGAAUCCGACUCGCCACCUAGAGGACAGGGUACCUCGAGAGGAGUUUACGGCAGUCAACCUCCAAUACCCCUCCAAGGCGACGAACCCAGCCUACCUACAAGACAGGGUACCUCUAGAUGGCUCUUCACCAUUCCACCUCCCACACACCUCCACGAAAGUGAUGAGGACAGACUGAUCCGGAGGAACAUUGAGGUGUUCCGACGUCGCCUUCGUGCAGGUCUCCUUGCACCUGUCUACCACCAUUCACAGCAAACCCGUAGACGACCUCUCCUUUUUCAAGACAUGGAACAGCCUAGCCGUCAAAGCCGAAGACACCCGCGCAGUCCCAGCCCUAUUCCCCGCCCCUCCAGCCGCAGAAGGCUUACCUUAACCUCCCACGAUAGCUGGAUUGAGGUAACACUGAACCCCGCACCCCAAGCCGACCCCUUCCGACCGCCACCGUCUUACUCACCCCGCAAUCCCCGCCUACAUCCCACGGGCGAGGACUACGACCUCACAUCCAGUCUCUACCAUCGCCUCCACAACAACGGCGCUCCCCCUCUGCCAGUCUACACCCCCGUUGCCGGCCCCAGCGAACGCGUCCUCCAAUUUGGAGGAAGUGAGUAUGAGCAACGGAACGCCUUGUUGCGCUUGUUGCAGGAGAGGAACCGACAGGAAAGAGAAAGAGAGGAGGCUAUGGAAGAGAUACGAUUGCUGACCUGGGAAGAGGUAAAGAGUCACAUGGAGAGCGGUCUCGCUAUAUACGGAAGUUCCAGAUGA